UGGCAAGAGUGGCGGAUGGCUGUUGCUGACGCUUUGACCGUUUGACAGGACCAUCGCACCGAUCGCAGGGGAAUCAAGGGCACUUUCCAUAAUUGCCUUCCCCAGGGCGGUGGGAAGGGAGUGCUGGGAUGCCUUUAUAAAACCUCAAGGGCCACCAUUUUGAUCAGCGUCUCUUCCGGCCAUACGAUCUCAGGUACGGGAAGACUGAGGCUACCCACAUCCCAUUCUUCUAUUUCUGGGUUAGACAUUGCUGGAAAUAAUGGCAUCUGAACAUGAAGCUGAAAAGGCUGUUCCUACUGACGAUCUACUGGAAUGGCCCCAGAAAGACAAACGCCGCUUCUUACAUGCUGUUUAUCGUGUUGGAGACUUGGAGAGAACCAUAAAAUUCUAUACCGAAUGCUUUGGAAUGAAGCUAUUAAGGAAAAGAGACGUUCCAGAAGAAAAGUACUCAAAUGCUUUUCUUGGUUUUGGGCCUGAAGAAUCAAGCUUUGUUGUGGAGUUGACUUAUAAUUAUGGAGUUGAUAAGUAUGAUAUCGGCACUGGCUUUGGGCAUUUUGCAAUUGCAACUGAAGAUGUAUACAAAAUGGUUGAAGACAUCCGGGCAAAGGGCGGGAAGAUAAAACGUGAGCCAGGUCCUGUUAAAGGAGGCACAACGGUAAUAGCAUUCGUGGAGGAUCCUGAUGGGUAUGUCUUCGAGCUCAUCCAAAGGGGUCCCACACCUGAGCCAUUAUGUCAAGUUAUGCUCCGUGUGGGAGAUCUAGAACGAUCUAUCAAGUUCUAUGAAAAGGCAUGCGGAAUGAGGGUGGUGAAGACAGUUGACAGGCCUGAGUACAAGUAUUCUAUAGCUAUGCUUGGUUAUGAUGAAGAAGAAAAAACAACAGUCCUGGAGCUGACAUACAAUUAUGGUGUGACUGAAUACACCAAAGGCAAUGCAUAUGCACAGGUUGCUCUCAGUACUGAAGAUGUUUAUAAAAGCGCUGAGGUUGUUCGUCGGGUUACACAAGAGCUAGGUGGUAAAAUAACUCGCGAGCCAGGUCCUAUUCCAGGAAUCAAUACGAAAAUCACCUCUUUCCUUGAUCCUGAUGGUUGGAAAGUGGUUUUCGUGGAUCAUGCUGAUUUCCUGAAGGAGCUUCCUAAGGGAGAGUGAUUAGUAUUGCUGGUCUGCCUAUUUCUAGAUCUAGAUGUUGGCCUAAGAGUAAAUCCUGUCUAAAAGUAUGGUUGUCCAUCUUUAGUAUCAUUACGUGCAUGUGUGCACGCGCUUUUGCUGGUACCGGAGUUUGUGUUCUGUAUGCUACGUUUGGUAUCCUUUUGCUAUGAAUAAGCGUGUUCUGUUGA
Molecule: messenger RNA, 1335 nt
Organism: Nymphaea colorata (pocket water lily)
Lineage: Eukaryota; Viridiplantae; Streptophyta; Magnoliopsida; Nymphaeales; Nymphaeaceae
Product: lactoylglutathione lyase GLX1
Exons: 9
Coding region: 260-1147 (295 amino acids)
Cellular component (GO): cytoplasm
Molecular function (GO): metal ion binding; lactoylglutathione lyase activity
Source: RefSeq, a predicted model, not a curated record